ACGUGGAUUUCUGCUCCUGCUGGACCACUUCCACUCAACACACCAACCAGGAGACAUGGACCUCCACCAGGACUCAGAUGGUCCAGGUGAUGUCUUCAACCUCACAUCAGGUCCUCCCCCCCACUGCUACGAUGGUGCAGAAAAGGAGGACUUCAGCAGGACAACUUAUGUUCAGGGUUUCCAGCAGAUCCUUCGUCCAGAUUCCCAGCAUGCUCCUGGGACACAUCGAGUCUAUGAUGAGCAGGACAUCCAAGAUCACCGUCACUCUUCCAUCCACGUCCACCAUCCUCUGUACAAACCAUCCGGGGACAGCUGGAAAAAUAGGACCAAUGAGGGACAGAAGGACAACAGGCAGGGCUCCGCCCCCAGCACCACAUCAACAAUAAAAGAAGAUCAGGUGAAGGAGGAAGGCCACAUAGCCACACCUACCAGGUGCCUCUCAGCUGGUCAGACCAGGACAGGUGUUCCUGUUGACGAGACACCAACGUUGAUCCACCUGAACUCCAAAAACGGUUGCCAAUUGGACGACUUUCCGCCCGAUCGACAUCACCUGGUGAGACGAAACUCCAGAGGCCCGAUCAUCCAUGUCACCAACAAUCAGAUCUAUGGUCAAGGGAAGAAACACCAUGGAGAGGACCUCACACCACAUGAGGUGUUCGUGGAGGUGCAUGAGCUGGUGAUCGACCAGAACCUGGAGCUUCGGUGGAGGGAGACCGGUCGGUGGAUCAGGUUCGAAGAAGAGGAGGAGGAGCGCUGGACGAGGCCUCUCAUCACCUCCCUAUCCUUCCAAUCCCUGCUUGAGCUCCGGAAAACCAUUUCCCAUAGUGCUGUCCUCCUGGACCUUAAGCAGAAGACUCUUCCAGGUAUCGUUCAGCAGGUGGUGGAGCAGAUGGUGAUCUCAGACCAGAUCAGGACUGAAGACCGAGCCAACGUCCUAAGAGCUCUUCUCCUGAGACACAGCCAUCCCAGUGAUGACAAAGAUCUCAGGUUCAUCAGCAGGAACAUCACAGCAACUUCUAUAAUGGACAACCCCAGCAGCCAAUCAGAGCUUUGCAUCAACAUGAGCAAUCACAGAGAGACUAAUGUGAGUAAGAGAUGCAUGUCAGGCCAGAUGGACAUCCCACCAGUCCUGCAGUCCAGGUCCAUGAUGGAGGAGAUCCCUGAGAGAGCCGAGGCCACCAUCGUUCUUGUCGGCAGCAUGGGCUUCCUUGACCAGUCCUGCAUGGCGUUCGUACGACUGCAGGAGGCGGUCCAGUUGGAGUCUGUGCUGGAACUUCCUGUCCCUGUCAGGUUCCUUGUCCUUCUGCUGGGUCCACCAUCAGCCAACAUGGACCACCACCAGAUGGGACGCUUCAUCUCUACACUCAUGUCCGACAAGCAUUUCCACGAGGCGGCAUUCCAGGCAGAUGACCGCCAGGACCUCUUGACCGCCAUUACCCACUUCCUGGACUACAGCAUCACCCCCCACCCCUCUGAUGCAGGAGACAAGAUGCUCCACUCAGUCACUCGCUUCCAAAGAGAAAUUCCCCAGAUGAGGGAUGAGGAGGAGCAGAGCAGCAAGCUGCAGGAGGAAACAGGAGGUCAUCAGGGUGAAGAUUCUCUGGUUCCAUCUAAAUCCAGCGACGACCUUCUGAGGCGUUCAGGUUGUGUGUUUGGUGGUCUGAUCAAAGACGUGAAGCAUCGUUACCCUCAGUACCUCAGCGACAUCCGGGAUGCUCUGAACCCUCAGUGUAUGGCAGCCAUUAUCUUCAUCUACUUUGCAGCUCUGUCUCCUGCCAUCACCUUCGGUGGACUUCUUGGUGAGAAGACUGAGGGCCUGAUCGGUGUGUCCGAGCUGAUUGUUGCUACGGCGAUGCAGGGCAUUGUGUUCAGUGUACUGGGGGCUCAGCCUCUCCUGGUGAUCGGCUUUUCUGGACCACUGCUGGUGUUUGAGGAGGCCUUCUACACUUUCUGUAAAGACAAUGGGAUUGAGUACCUGACAGGACGGGUGUGGAUUGGGUUCUGGCUGGUGCUCAUUGUAAUCCUCACUGUGGCUUUGGAAGGAAGCUUUCUGGUUCGGUUUGUUUCCCGCUUCACUCAGGAGAUCUUCUCCUUCCUCAUCUCCCUCAUCUUCAUCUAUGAGACUUUUGCCAAACUGGUCAAGAUCUUUAAGGAGCAUCCACUUCAAAAUUGUUACCAUGGAAACAGUUCAGCUUAUCCAUCUCUAUGCAACCACACCAUGGCUGCAAGGGAUUCUGGGAAGGUUGUUGGAGAGCCAAACACAGCCCUGCUGUCCCUGGUCCUCAUGGCGGGAACGUACCUCAUCGCUUUCUACCUGAGAAAGUUCAAAAAUAGCUCCUUCUUCCCAGGAAGGCUCCGAAGGAUCAUCGGAGACUUUGGAGUUCCCAUAGCGAUCCUCAUCAUGGUCCUGGUGGACUACAGCGUGGAGGACACCUACACCCAGAAGCUGAACGUUCCCAGUGGAUUCUCUGUGUCCAGUCCGGAGAAGCGAGGUUGGCUGAUUUCUCCACUCGGGUCAGACGGCCACUUUCCCAUUUGGAUGAUGGGUGCCAGCAUCCUGCCAGCCAUCCUCGUCUUCAUCCUCAUCUUCAUGGAGUCCCAGAUCACAGCGCUGAUCGUCAGUAAGAAGGAGCGGAUGCUGGUGAAGGGGACCGGUUUCCACCUGGACCUGCUGAUCAUUGUGGUGGUGGGCGGGAUCUCGGCCCUGUUCGGUCUGCCGUGGUUGUCGGCCGCCACGGUUCGCUCCGUCACCCACACUAACGCCCUGACCGUCAUGAGCAAAGAUGUUGGCCACGGAGAGAAGCCUCGCAUCCUGGAGGUUAAGGAGCAGAGGAUGACUGGGUUCCUGGUAGCGGUGUUAGUGGGUCUGUCCAUCGUGAUAGGGGAGGUCCUGCGUCAGAUCCCCCUGGCAGUCCUGUUUGGUAUCUUCCUCUACAUGGGUGUCAUGUCCCUGAACGGGAUCCAGCUUACGGAGCGGCUGAUCCUGCUCCUGAUGCCGGCAAAGUACCACCCGGACCAGGUCUAUGUCCAGAAGGUGCAGACACUGAGGAUGCACCUGUUCACUCUGGUCCAGCUGAGCUGUCUGUCUCUGCUGUGGAUUGUCAUGGCAACGGCGGCGGCGCUGGCGUUCCCCUUCAUGCUGCUGCUGACCAUCCCCAUCAGGAUGCUGCUGCUGCCCCGCCUCUUCUCCCACAGAGAGCUACAGAGUCUGGAUGCUGAUGAUGCAACAACCCACCUGGAGGAGACGGAGGUCCAUGACAAGUACUCACAGCUGCAGAUGCCCGUGUGACCCAACGCAGCAUGCUGAUUGGAUGGUUCUGAGCCAGUCUCCUUUGUGGUUCCUGUAGAACUGGGGGGGGGGGGGGGGGGGGGGGGGGCAUG
Molecule: messenger RNA, 3381 nt
Organism: Melanotaenia boesemani (Boeseman's rainbowfish)
Lineage: Eukaryota; Metazoa; Chordata; Actinopteri; Atheriniformes; Melanotaeniidae
Gene: slc4a2a
Product: solute carrier family 4 member 2a
Exons: 22
Coding region: 56-3289 (1077 amino acids)
Biological process (GO): bicarbonate transport; monoatomic anion transport; regulation of intracellular pH
Cellular component (GO): plasma membrane; apical plasma membrane; basolateral plasma membrane
Molecular function (GO): solute:inorganic anion antiporter activity; monoatomic anion transmembrane transporter activity
Source: RefSeq, a predicted model, not a curated record